Rotaria sp. Silwood2 is the source of this 720-nucleotide messenger RNA. The record is from the annotation of a GenBank genome assembly. Lineage: Eukaryota; Metazoa; Rotifera; Eurotatoria; Philodinida; Philodinidae.
AUGGCUAACACAUAUUUGGAUACUUUACCAGUUGAGUUAUUUUAUCAAAUAUUUUCUCAUCUUUCAGGUUGUCAUAUAUUACGAGCAUUUUAUUCAAUAAAUAAUUAUUUGAAUGAUAUUCUUAUUAGUUAUAAUGACUAUGUUUUUGAUUUAUUUUCAUCGGACAUUUCAAAAAGUGAAUUUGAUCUUAUUUGUUCAUUUUUACGAUCGGAACAAAUUGGUGGAUUGAAAUUUGGUAACAGUAAUUUUGAUUUGGUCAAUCGAUUUCUAUCGAGUUUUUCAAAUCAACAAUCAUUUAGUUGUCUUCAUUCACUUUGGAUUAAUGAUACAAUCAUAAUUGAUCAAUUAUUUAUGUCAAGAUUGGCAUUAAUAAUAAACUAUGAUGACCUAAUUUCACUUCGUUUCGAUCGUAUUCAUCUUAGUGAUCUCUAUACAUUAUCAAGUUACUCGUUUAACUCUCUUUCACAACUUGUUACAUCUUCAAGCAGCCAGUUUCGUCAAUUAUCUAAAGAGAUACCAACUCGUUUGACAUAUUUGCAUAUGUAUUUUGACUCUUUUAAUGAUAUAUAUCGAUUUAUUCUUCCCAAUAUGCAUCAAUUGAAAUCCCUCGGCGUUGAUAUUCAGUGCAGUUUAAAUGAUAUCAAUCAAUUUAUGUUGCUUUUCAGAAAUUAUCAAUGGACUCAAUUAAUUCAAUUCAAUCUCAACUUCAAUGGUAAAUAA